Messenger RNA from Dendroctonus ponderosae (mountain pine beetle), 498 nucleotides. RefSeq lists its product as uncharacterized. Lineage: Eukaryota; Metazoa; Arthropoda; Insecta; Coleoptera; Curculionidae. The record is from RefSeq and is a predicted model, not a curated record.
ACCGAAGGAAACUUGACGAAUCUGGCCACCAUCGAGAGGUACCACAACGCCACUCUUUCUUAUGAUAGCGACAACGACACUCUGGCGCUGGAAUUCAUCCUGCGAUGGGAGGAUAUCGAGCUGAGCUACAAGUUCCACAGCCAAGUGGAGCUGAUCAGCUCAACCGGGCAUGUAGUCGCUAAAGUCGAGCAUUUGAAGAUCCAUCUGAAACUGGUAGCGGAUCUGGAGUUGGUCCAUCUUGAAGAAGACAGCAUGGACUUCAACCAGACCGGAGCCAUCACUUUGACCUACACAGGCGUCGGUCUUCUGGAUUACAUCCUGGAUGCCAUGAGCGACACGUUGACGGCGGUUCUUCACAACUACGUCCUGGAAAAGGUUAGAGAGAUUGUGAUGGAUCCAGUGGACGAUGUUAUUGACGCAGUUAACGACUUUCUGGACGACAUUUUACGUCCCACUACCACAGGAUGAUCAGCCAAUAAAACCUGCACGUGCAUCCAU